GUUUAAAAUCACUUUCACCUAACUGUUUAGUUAUCGGUGCUUUUAGUGCUGCAUUUUAAUUAUUCAAAGCAUAUGCCACUGCGAAUCAAGAAUGGAUUUUAACGUUACUGAAAUCCUCACCCUUUUAUGUAAACUGGCAGAUUCUGAAUGCUUGAAAGUGACAGCAAAUGAGCAUUCAAAAUUUUCUGUCGAGGAAAUUUUAAGGGCAAAUCAUCUGUCGGAACAUUUGAAGGACAAAGAAAACACAGUUAUUCAAGGAGAAAAUGAUGCUAUAGACUGUAUGAAGAAUCUUGUGAUGUUUUUAGUAAAUGAAGAAGAUAAUCCUUCGUCAACACAUGACAACUAUAUCACAAGUUUUCAAAGUGUGCAAGGUUUUUCUCUUGCUAGUAUUUUUGGUCUUUUUACUAGCUUUCAAACUAUUUUCACACGUACUUGGAACUAUGUCUUUGGCAAUUACCAGAUGUCUGUCAAUGUCCGAGUUGCUCCAGUUUCUUCAGUGUUACGCGUCCUGCCUCCGACAGAUCAAAAUACUUUGACUUUAAGAAUUCGGCAAAUUAUUCAACAGAACUCUAUAACCACGUAUGAUGCUUUAGCAGCACAAAUUGAGCAAGAUUCUUCACUUGUAAGAAGAAUAAUUCUUCGACAUUUAGUGGAAUAUGUGGAUGAAGAUCUAUCCAUGACAGUUACUCGUGGAAUCUGAGAUGAAAACUAAACCAUACAUCAAAAAAAUGUCAAAUGAUUGAUUAUGUAUAAGACAUAAAUCAGAAUUUGCUGUUUUGUGGUUUUUUUAAAUCCUAUAAGUAAAAUUACUAAUUACCUUGAUAUUUUAUCGCACAUUUAAUUUACUUUUUCUAGAAAAUCAAUCAGUAAAGUUUUUGAUAUUUUUUCUCGUCUACUGCAAACCAUAAAUAGAUAAAUUAUAGUAAUUGUCAAAAAAUUCGAACGUUAGAUUUUGAGGAUUCUCUAUAUUUCAGAUCACUCUGAGUGCGAAAAAUAUAUAUUUGGAAUUAUUUCUGCCAGUAAGCAAAACAUUUAAAAACGCAUUGAGCUAGAUUGGUGAAGUUUGAUAUGUAUUUUUACAUCAAAUUUGUAAACUUCUAGCAAUUUUUGAAGGAGAUCCACACACAAAAAUUUGGUUAUCAGACUUUUCGAUAAUUAAAUAACAAAUAAAUCCAAUAAUAAACAAAUUCAGCAUCUAAAGUGCAGAGUUAUAUCAAAUUUUGUAUUAAAUUGUUUAAAGGAUUGACCAUUUGUCGGUCUGUACUAUUACAUGUGUGUAGACGCGAAAACUCAAAAAUGCAGAACUGAAUGAAAUUUGUUAUGUAUUCUUGUUAUUAAAAUUGUAAUUAUGUGAAAGAUUUUGUUUCCAAUCGAUUAAAAAAUAUAUUCGA
This is a messenger RNA of Argiope bruennichi, 1391 nucleotides long. RefSeq lists its product as uncharacterized. Bases 92 to 700 code for a protein of 202 amino acids. Lineage: Eukaryota; Metazoa; Arthropoda; Arachnida; Araneae; Araneidae. The record is from RefSeq and is a predicted model, not a curated record. The transcript is spliced from 5 exons.